ACAGCUACAUCAAAUACAAAUCAUCUUUAAAAACCCAUUUCAUUUCUGUGAAUGUCUUGUUAAAUGGUGAAUAAAUCACUCUAAUCGAAAAGGAGACUCUUUUCACUUUCAUCGAUUUCCCCCAACAAUCAGUAGUAUGAAUUUCCGAUUCUCGCGUUCACGUGGAUGGAUUUGCAAGAUGAUUUUCGUGUCUUUUCUCCUAUUGCUUCCGACGGCUGUUUUGGGGGAAUGUACAUGUGAAAUUGAAGAGGAAGAUCGGAAUAAAAGCUUAUCACUCAAAUAUAAGUUAGCUGCUAUUGCUUCAAUUCUCUUUGCGAGUGCAAUUGGGGUUUGUCUUCCUGUACUAAGCAAGACAAUACCAGCUUUGAGUCCAGAGAGGAACUUCUUCUUCAUCACGAAGGCAUUUGCUGCCGGAGUAAUUUUGUCGACAGGUUUCAUACAUGUUCUCCCUGAUGCUUUUGAAAAUUUAACAUCACCGUGUAUUAGCGAGCACCCGUGGGGAGAUUUUCCGUUCACGGGCUUUGUUGCAAUGGUUUCCGCCAUUGGGACUCUUAUGGUGGAUUCAUAUGCAACAGCCUAUUACAGGAAGGAAUCGAAUAGCAAGGCACAUUUAGCUAUUGGCGAUAAAGAAGGAGUAAUCCCGGUUCAUACUCAUGGAUCAAUAUCAAUGGAAACCUAUUCUGGUGAUACAGAACUUCUCCGUCAUCGUGUAAUCUCGCAGGUGCUGGAGUUGGGAAUUAUUGUUCAUUCUGUAAUUAUUGGAAUUGCUUUAGGCGCUUCGGAAAGUCCUAAAACAAUAAAGCCUCUAAUUGCUGCUUUAACUUUCCAUCAGUUCUUUGAAGGCAUUGGACUAGGAGGAUGCAUAGCCCAGGCUAAGUUUAAGUCAAGGACAGUUGCAACAAUGGCCAUCUUCUUCUCUCUCACAACCCCAGUUGGCAUUUUGAUAGGUAUUGGAAUAAGCAACAUUUAUAGUGAGACGAGUCCCACUGCUCUUAUUGUUGAGGGGAUUUUUAAUUCAGCAUCGGCCGGGAUCUUGAUCUACAUGGCACUCGUAGAUCUUCUUUCAGCCGACUUUAUGAGUCCAAAAAUGCAAAGCAAUGGAAAGCUUCAGUUAGGAGCAAAUGUCUCUCUUCUUCUAGGCGCUGGAUGUAUGUCUCUCUUGGCCAAAUGGGCUUGAGACACAAAUGUUUUGUUCAUCCCCUUUCUUGUUUUUCAUAAUAUCAAUAUUGCUCUCUUUUUUUCUUUAACAAAAAUGUCCAAAUUUCUAGCAUGUUUGAAGUUUUUUCUUCGGUUACAUUUCGUAUCGGUUGGUUGGAUAUGCAAAAAACUCUGGUUAAUACAUGUUUUUUCAGUGGAGUGCAGGCUAAGCCUAUGUGCCUGAUGAAAUAAAAUCGCUAUUUCGUUUAAGAUUCCUUUAA
Molecule: messenger RNA, 1418 nt
Organism: Olea europaea var. sylvestris
Lineage: Eukaryota; Viridiplantae; Streptophyta; Magnoliopsida; Lamiales; Oleaceae
Product: zinc transporter 5-like
Exons: 3
Coding region: 137-1177 (346 amino acids)
Biological process (GO): zinc ion transmembrane transport
Cellular component (GO): plasma membrane
Molecular function (GO): zinc ion transmembrane transporter activity
Source: RefSeq, a predicted model, not a curated record